GAUAUUUUUUCAUCAUGCAAAAUAUUCUUUUUUCUUUGAUUGUUCCUUUGUGUUGCCUCUAAUAUUUUGCAUAAACUUGGGUUUUAAUUUUCUUUUCUGAACUUUGGUAUGAUUUGGAUUUGAGCAUGUAGUUCAAUGGUAGAAAAUCUGCAUUCCAACAUUGGUAUCUAUGGUAGUCCAGUUCACCUAUGAAAAAUUAUAUAUAUAUAAACUUCAGCAGGGGUUUUAAUUGUACUGAUUUGAAAAGUAAGCCUCCUACUUUGUGAUCCCAGUAGAGAAGGUUGAUGCUUGUUCUCCUGCUUUUGCUUGCUGCAGGCAAAUCAAUUGCAUAAAAUUUAUUUGUUGUGUGGAUCUGCUGAUGAAGACAACUGGCCUGGGGUUUCCAAAUUGCCCAAGUAUGAUGACUACAAGCCACAAAGUCCAAUGGAGAGACGUAUUGAGGAGGUUUUCAAAGAUGUCGACACCCCUACUUUGGAGUUACUGGACAAAAUGCUAACUCUAGAUCCAUCAAAGAGAAUAUCGGCCGAGGAUGCACUUAAAGAGUCUUAUUUUUUUACUGACCCUCUUCCAAGUGAUCCCAAGAGCCUACCCAAAUAUGAAUCCUCAUACAGGGACCAGCCGGCAUAUAGCACCGGAUCAAACAUCCCCUGUGAACAGCCCAAGGACAAAUCCCAUAUUUCAUCUGACAGUGGAUCCUCCCAUGACUCCCAAAAAAGCCCAAGGAAGCGGGUGCGUGAAGAAACAGCAAAGGAUCAGGUUGAGCCACCCACAAAGCGAGCAGGGCAUUGAAUGGUCCACCAAAUG
Magnolia sinica is the source of this 804-nucleotide messenger RNA. Its product is annotated as cyclin-dependent kinase C-2-like. NCBI's taxonomy places the organism in Eukaryota, Viridiplantae, Streptophyta, Magnoliopsida, Magnoliales, Magnoliaceae. The transcript is spliced from 4 exons. The record is from RefSeq and is a predicted model, not a curated record. The coding region runs from base 424 to 789 and encodes 121 amino acids.